Molecule: messenger RNA, 5812 nt
Organism: Carassius gibelio (silver crucian carp)
Lineage: Eukaryota; Metazoa; Chordata; Actinopteri; Cypriniformes; Cyprinidae
Product: F-box only protein 33-like
Exons: 4
Coding region: 150-1604 (484 amino acids)
Biological process (GO): SCF-dependent proteasomal ubiquitin-dependent protein catabolic process; positive regulation of protein ubiquitination
Cellular component (GO): SCF ubiquitin ligase complex
Molecular function (GO): protein binding
Source: RefSeq, a predicted model, not a curated record
GACUGAUCCAGUAGUAUUGAAGGAAAAGCUCAUCGCUCGGUUGUUUGUUUUCAGUCAGGCGCAGUAGCAGAGUGGAGAGGAGAGGAGAGGCACGGAAUUGUGUAACGGUUACGUUUUUAAUCUUCAUUGCAUCUUUCUAGGCUCUUGCCAUGGCUCUGUGCAGUAGCGACGGAGCCUUGGCGUUACCCAGCGAGCUUAUCGUUCACAUAUUCUCCUUCCUGUCGGACCGUGACAAGCUCCGGGCCUCGGCCGUGUGCUCUCGCUGGAGGGAGUGUCUCUUCUACCCUGCGCUGUGGACGGAGCUCAAGCUGCGCGUCGGUGGCGGAACCAAUGGCGGCGGGUCUGGAUCGGAACAAACCCCGCGAUUAGAGUUCCUCAUGCGCAAGUUCGGCUCGUUCGUGCGGGAGCUGCAGCUGGAGUUGGCCCCGCUGGACGGCUGUUUAAGCCCGCUGCAGCACGGAGUGGACGCCGUCGAGAGUGACCCGCAGUUCGCGAAAGAUGCGAUGGUGACAUAUUUAGAUCAAGUGUUGUGUGUGCUCGGCAGUCUGCGUAAUAACAGAAACCUCCAGAAGCUGAGUCUCUAUGGGGACACAUGCAUUCUUCAGGAUGAUGGCAUUUUGGACAGCUCUUACCUCAGCCAGGUCGACCAAGGGGGCAAGAAAAUGAAAGAGAUCCAGCAGCUCUUUGAAGAGAUCCUGUCCAACAGCAGGCAGUUGAAGUGGUUGUCUUCUGCGUUCAUGCUCGGAGUGGUGACCCCCUGCUCUCUGGCCUCUCUCUCCAACUCCAGCACCAGCUCCCUCGAGCACCUCAGUCUGAUCGACAGCCAGCUGCCCAGCCUGAUUUCCUCCAUCGAACUGGAAAGGCUCACUAACCUGCGUUCUCUGUCGCUAGACUUCUGCGACUUCACCUCAGACAUGUGCCGUCUCCUCGCCGGCGGUGACCGAGCGCCCCUCCACCGCCUCUCUCUCUUGCUCAACGGUGCUGCUUUGGACGUCAAGCCUUUGGAUGGUACCACUACUGAGGACGACUGGAAAGCCCUGGUCCGUCGCAGCACCAACCUGCGCGUCUACAUCAUGGCGAUGGAUGUGUGCAGCCAGGACCUUCUGCGCGUGCUGAAGCCUAGCGUGCCCCUGGAGCGGAUCCAUCUGGACAGCUACAGCACGCCGGUGACAGAUGGUGUCCUGGAGCUCAUCUCGCAGCAGUACCACAAAACCCUGAGCCAUUUCAUCUUGAUGAGAGAUGAAGCUGGAUUCCCAGACCUCAGCGUCAACCGCAACGAGGACCCGCUGGUUCUCCUCGCUUGGCGCUGUGUGCACCUCGCUGUCCUGAUCAUCCAUGGUUACACAGUGUGGUCACACAACCUGGUGGCCAUCUCUCGCCUGCGUGGGUCCAACCUCAAAGUCCUGGAGGUGUCCGAAGAGAGCAUCGACUUUGACCCGGACCAGUCGGUGUACAUCGAGGGCGACCCCGUCCACAACCUAGUCAAGGAGGUGUCCCUGGGCUUGGGCCGCGUCUGGCAUCCCUCCAUGGACAACAGCGUGGUCCUGAACGAACCCACUCAGCACUUCCACCGUGAGAUGCAGAGUUUCAGCGCGGGCAUGUAGACGCACCAAGGGCCCUUUACCAAUCGCCCUCUCUAACCCUGUGCUUGGUGACCUUUACCUAAAUGGGCCCUUCUCAUUUUACAUAUUGUUUCUUUUUCUUUUAUUGCUUUUUGAUUUUGUUUAUUCUUGUAGUGUGAAUUUAAUAUGCUUUAUAUGUGCUGUGUUUAAUCAGUAUUAGCUCUAUAUUUAUAUCUAUAUCUAUAUAUCCUGCUUAUUACUAGGAAAGUAUAGUUGGGUAUUGGUUUAGGAGCUAAUUGAGUGAAUGGUAGAGAGGGGCUUUUAUACAGCUAGCUUACAAGUUGUACAGUGAGUUGUUCAUUCUCUCGCUUUGUCUGUUUGUUGGUUUCCCCCCUAGAAAGUGUGGAGUUACCUCAAACUUUCAGUUGAUCCUUCUUGGCUUAAGCAACGACGAAAUCCCACGUUCACGUUGACCUUUUUCUAGGGAGAUUAGUCUUCCAGCCAAGGGCUGAUCCACAGCAGUUACGACCCUUCCUCAGUGUGUAAUUGUUAUUCGGAAAUGAGUAUUGGUGGAAACGACGUGUUCGGGAGGCAGAUCCCGCUGGUUUUUCUCAACCUGGAAUUAGACGCACCUCUGCUGGUGAAACCAAUCGUAGAGGUUUUCAGUCUGGUGUUUGACACCUGCAUGCUGACCGCCCUGCAGCACAAUAUCUGGGCCCAGCCAUAGGUGUUUUGUUCCUUUUCUUGUUUUCGUGUGUGUUGUUGUUUUAAGAAAUCCUUCCCAUCUGUCUCAGGUAGGCAAAUAUUAUACGACAAGGAAGAUGAAGAUGAAGGUUAAGAUAUUUUGGUAAGAGUGAAAACAAUCAGCUGUUCCGUCAGUUUUAAUUGUUCUUCUUGAGUCACAGUUGCCUUGAACACUCCCCCUUACUUCAUAAUCAAUGUGAUUUUGGCCUCGGCCUCAGUCGGUUCGGAGUUUACGUCCUUGUAAUUCCCUACCGAAGUGCGUCAACUUGAUCGAAAUAGAGGGUAAAAGCGCUCCGAAUGGAUUGAAUCCAGGCCGUGGUAUUUCAUCUGUAAAGCAUUAGAUGGCGGGAGACAGACGUUUGCUUGUUCCAUAUCUCAGGAUUCCUGCACUUGUGGUACUUUUCCAGCCUGAAAGCUUUUUUUGAAGCUUCGUUCGAAGGCUUGGCGUGCUCGAUGGACAAGACUUUGUGGUGUUUUUGGAGGAAAGAGAGCUCUUCCAAAAGAAUGCGCUUUAGAAGUUGCUGGUUUUAUUUUUUCUUCCUAAUUUCCCUAGUUUAGCAAUUGAAAUUCUCAGUGUGUUGUUUGCUUUUACAAAUAUUGUCUAUUUGCGCUUCUUUUUUUCUUUAAGAAAAUCAUAGUCGAAGGAGGUCAUGGUGGCUUGCAUAGCUGAAAAAGUGAAUGUCAAACUAAGCCUUCUUGAAAGCGGUAGUGUUUUUGCUCUGCAGAAUCCCCUCUUUCAUGAGCAUAUCUUUGUUUCGCUGUGCUCGAAUAGUGAAGUGAAUUGUCGAAGAGCGAAGUACUUUUUAAAACCAUUAAGUUGCCUCGCUAACCCGUUACUGUCAAGUUUCAGAACUUCCUGUUAUUUGGCUGUAUUGACUACCUGAAGCCAAACCAGGUUUGAAGCAAUCUCCCCAAUUUUCCUGGAAGAUCUGCGUUUAUGACAAAAACAACGUACAGCCAAAGCAAAACUUCGUAGAGUGAAAACCAUCUUUAUAUGCAAGCUUAUCAAGUGAGGGGUGACCUAACAAUUUUCUUGGGAUUUGUCAUUUGUGGUCCAAAAAAAGAUUUGAAGCAGUUAACCAAUGAGGUCGAACAACUCUUGGCACGUGCACGAAGGGUUGAUAUAAGUCAACGUUUUAUACGUGCGAAGCAGUGAUCCAGCUUGACUAAAUGUUGACAAGUUUACAACCUAUUGCAGUACCCAUGUCAACAUUGGUGAAAACGGCAGAUUUUUGUGGUUGGUGGCACAGAACGUAAAAAGGGUCGCUGUGGUUUAAAAUCUGUUAAAUUCACACCCUUUUUGAAUAAACCACAGUCUAAAAAUGCUGUUUUCAGGUGCGUUGACAUAGGUGCCAAACAUGCUGUAAUGAAUAUGUGAGAAUGCUCUUAAACGUGUGCCAGGAUUCUGUGUUUUUUAGUUAAUUUAAAAAAAAGUUCUACUUAGUACAGCACCAAAAAUGAUUUCAGUAAGUGUGUUCUUAAUUCGGAGCUUGUUCGUCAUUGAUUUUGCAGAGCGACUAGAGUUGGCAGAGAACAACAGCGUACGAUAAGUUACAAACCGUGCCUAAAACCCAGACUAGCUUUCAUUUCAAACCCACGUCACCGUUUGUUUCCGGUCGACCAAGUCUGCGAAGCGUUACAAAGACAUAGCAUCAGUGUUUUCGUCUCGUUCUUCUUUGCAAUCUAUCUAUGUGUGCGUGUGAGUGUGUUGUGUAAACAUUCAAAAAGUGCAUCCAUCAGAGAAGGUGUGUGUUCCGUACAAAGCGUACCACUUCCUCAGCAGUGAACAGGAAACAGCCAUUCUCAGGGUUACUGUUAGAUGUGUGGAGGAAACAAAACGGAGUCAAAUAGCUCAGGCCUCUCACCAUGAAAGUUUCCAUUAACGAAGAAUCUUCUCAACAAAGUCACUGGAUUUAACUUCUGUCAGCGCAACAUCUGCCAAAGAUUACGGUGAUACGAUUCCUUUUUCGAAGUGCCCGCAUGCUGGCAGAGGGCAGGGCCAAUGGCUGAUGGGCAGAGAUGUACUACUACUAUUGUAUUACGACAACUACUAUUAGAUAAAUGUACUAAUGGUUGGACUUGGACGGUGGUCCACAGCUGUGCUGUGGCUUUGGUCAACAUACAUUAGAUCUCUCUUACAAUGCACCUGUUUCACUGUGAAGAGUGAAUGUAAUUUAACUAUUGAAAAUCAAGGUUGGUUCUAUCAGACCUAUAAGCUGCUAUGAGACGUGUUAGGAACAUUCCACUGGGGAGUUAAAACAAACUAAAAUGGCCAAAUGUCUGCAUGAAAUGAUUAAUUUUUUACUCUUUAUUCUGUUUCGGUUCGGGCAGGGACGGGAUCCUUUAAUCAGCUUUCGACUGGUCCUGCUAUGAGAUUCUUGAGCCAUUUGAGAGCGUGCGUAGGUUUUUAUUCCCGAUCGAUGCGACCAGUCGGUUGUUACAACUCAGUUGGAUCCCAGUUUUUUUUUUUUUUACUGUCGCUUUUCUUUAGCAAACGUUAUAUGCAUUUCACAAUCUCGUAGUUAGGAGAAAGAGGGCUGCUAUGACGCCAUCUGAGACGGUCAGUGUUUUACAGCUUUUUUUUCGACAGCUAUAUUAUCAACCUCAUGCCAGCCUUUGGUAAAAACAAACAGUCCGAGUUUCCACUGCAGGUCCAAUGCAGGCCUCUCUUUCUCUCUCUCUCUCUCUGGUCGGCUUGCGUUAACGGCAAAGUCAAAAACUAUGCAAACGGAAUGCAUACGAUUUAAUGGCUCUUCAUUCGUUUUUCUUUCUUUGGAUUUUUAUUUUUCUGUCACUCAAAUGGAAAUAACCUAACUUGCAAUGAUACUUGGCCUUAUUAUUGUUAUUAUUAUUGUUUUAAGAUCUUGAUUCUUCGGAAGCCAACUCAGUUUCAAGGGCGACCGUGGGUUACAGACAUGGUCUCUAUGAGACUGGCCAGAAGGCCCCAGUUAUAAGUGGUACGAAUGUUGUGCAUUUGUUUAAAAUCAGGACAGUUUGCAAUAAAGAAGUGGCCAUCAUGGGGCACCAGCAGUGCUAAGAUCACGCUGCUACCUUAUAAACUUAACGGGGAGUUAAAUAAGAUAACAUAAACGUGCAUAUGCGUAUAUAUAUAUCAACGUAUAUACUUUUAUGCAACAUGUCCAGGUUCUAUUUAUGAACAUUGAAAAAGGUUUAUAAGCGUUGUUUUGCAAAAAUGGUUUUACCAUCUUAAAUGUUUAAUAUUUGGGCAGGUGUGUUCUGUCUACUUUUUUGUCUCCGGUGAGCACAUAGCAUUGGAUUUUAUAUGUACAUCUGCAAACAGGAAUUACUCUGGCACAGGUGUGAACAUGCCAGGUGGGAAGAUUUUAAUGAGAAAAAGUGAUCUUGAGGUUCCACGAUAAAGAAAGAAAACCUUUGAAAAACUUAACUGACAGAAAUUGGGUAAACCAGCCGAAUGUUGAUUUGAAUUUAAUGUUGAACGAAUGCAUUUUCUUUUAAUCGGUAAAAUAAAAGCAUAGAAAAAUCAA